GGCAACGCACAAUUUCCCAGUGCCGGAUGAGCCCCAACUUCAGGCCUCAUCGCCCCGAUUGAGAAGCUACGAACGAUAUUCUUCUCGACGACGGUAAAAUUUCGCAAGUUCUCCUAGGUUUUCCGAAGGUUCUUUACCUGCAACCCACAACCCAGCACCACAUCUUCGCGAACACCGACACAGAGAACCUCUUUCUUCACAUACAGCCAUGGCGGACGUGCAAGAGAUCUUAAAGAAGAAGUUCGGUGGUGCCGCUCCUUCGCGAACUGGUGGAAAGGGUACCCCGCGACACAAGCAAAAGCGAAAUGUCGCCCGGAGCGCCAACGACGACAAGAAGCUUCAGGCGACCCUGAAGAAGCUCAACACCCAGCCUAUCCAGGCUAUUGAGGAGGUCAACAUGUUCAAGAGCGAUGGCAAUGUCAUCCACUUCUCUGCUCCUAAGGUCCAUGCUGCCGUACCCGCCAACACCUUCGCCAUCUAUGGAACCGGCGAAGACAAGGAGCUUACGGAACUGGUCCCCGGAAUCUUGAACCAGCUCGGACCUGACUCGCUCGCCUCUCUCCGAAAACUGGCCGAGAGCUACCAGAGCAUGUCGAAGGAGAAUAAGGAAGCCGACGACGACGAUAUCCCCGACCUGGUAGCCGGCGAGAACUUCGAGAGCAAAGUCGAAUAGACAGGCAGCCUAAUGACGCACCUUUACAAACGGACCAGACACCAGACUCCCUCCCUUUUAUUUGAACGAACGGAAUGAGUACGGGGAAAAACGAGGAAAAAAAUAACGGGAACGAUAAUAGCAUUUGGUCGACUCUCUUACACACGUCGCGAGAUAGGUUGGGAAGGGAGUUUUCGGUAGUUCAUCCUUUGCAAAUUUACGAAGGGGGGAUUUUCCCAACACUCGUCAUUAAUCAGGUAGUCUAGCGGAUGGUUCCGUUUUUGCCUCUUUCCCCGCAGGCGAUGGCAGACCAAUUCCAACACACGCUACUGUAGCGAGUCUGCGCUGCGGUCUGUUUCUCCGUCAAAGUUCUGCUAGCAGGUCACUUACCUAGGCACCCCGGCGUGGUAGUGAGGAAUCAAUAUCAUUGCUUGUAGGUCCAAGAAGAAAAAAAUUAUUUCAUAAA
Annulohypoxylon truncatum is the source of this 1118-nucleotide messenger RNA. Its product is annotated as NAC domain-containing protein. Gene Ontology annotation, cellular component: cytosol; nascent polypeptide-associated complex. The transcript is spliced from 4 exons. The record is from RefSeq and is a predicted model, not a curated record. The coding region runs from base 209 to 673 and encodes 154 amino acids. NCBI's taxonomy places the organism in Eukaryota, Fungi, Ascomycota, Sordariomycetes, Xylariales, Hypoxylaceae.